Molecule: messenger RNA, 4128 nt
Organism: Rhodotorula graminis WP1
Lineage: Eukaryota; Fungi; Basidiomycota; Microbotryomycetes; Sporidiobolales; Sporidiobolaceae
Exons: 5
Coding region: 36-3767 (1243 amino acids)
Biological process (GO): long-chain fatty acid biosynthetic process
Cellular component (GO): fatty acid synthase complex
Molecular function (GO): enoyl-[acyl-carrier-protein] reductase (NADH) activity; fatty acid synthase activity
Source: RefSeq, a predicted model, not a curated record
CUCCCUCUCGGCCCGCCCAGCUCGUGCGACCCGCCAUGAACGGUCACCACACCCGUGCCGGCACCGGCGCCAACACGCCGUUCCACACCGCCACUUCUCGCCCUCUCGUCCUCCUCCAUCCGUCAACCCAGACCCGCGUCUCGCUCCACGACAAGAGCGGCAACCUCGUCGGGUUCGAGGCGGCCGAGAUCGACGAGGACGACGUCGCGCAGGACGGCAUCGACGAGCACCAGCUCGUCCUCACCGCCUACUUCCUCGCCCAUGUCGCCAGCCUCCUCCCCUUCCCGGCGACCGCCACCUCGCCCGCGACGGCGGCCGUCCUCCACGCCGCGUUCACCUACUUCGCGCACGAGUACCUGUCCACGACCGACGUUCACUCGCUCGGCGCGGCCCUGUCGGCCCCGGUCCGCACCCUUGUCAUCUCGUCCUACUUUGUCGCCAAGAGCAAGCUCGAGACGGCCGGCCACGCGCGCACGCUCCCCAAGCAGCCGCAGCCCGCCCUCCUCCAGCAGGCGUCCAAGGGCACCGCCGAGCUGUACGCCCUCUUUGGCGGCCAGGGCAUGAACGAGGUCUACUUUGACGAGCUCCAGUCGCUCUACGACCUCUACUCGCCGCUCCUCGUUCCCUUCCUCACCCGCGCCUCGGAGCACCUCGUCGCGCUCGCCGCCGCCGAGUCGUCGACCCUCCUGUACCAGCACUCGCUCGACGCCCUGUCGUGGCUCCAGGACCCGUCGACCCGCCCCGAGGUCCCGUGCCUCGCGUCGUGCGCCGUGUCGCUCCCCCUCAUCGGCCUCACCCAGCUCGCCCAGUACGUCGUGUACGGCAAGGGCUCGUCGCUCGGUCCGGCCGAGCUCGGCGCCCAGUUCAAGGGCGCGACCGGCCACUCGCAGGGCGUCGUGUCGGCCCUCGUCAUCGCGCGCGAGUACCCGGCGGCCAAGGGCGACGGCAGCGACGCGUGGAUCCCGUUCUACGAGCAGGCGCUGCGCGGCCUGAGCGUCCUGUUCCAGAUCGGCCUCCAGGGCACGCUCGCGUUCCCGCCGCUGUCGAUCUCGCCCGCGCUCCAGGCGAGCUCGCUCGAGAACGGCGAGGGCACGCCGACGGCCAUGCUCGCCGUCACGGGCCUCGAGCUCAAGACGCUCGAGAACAAGAUCGCCGAGGCCAACUCGCACGUCGCCGGCGAGGGCCGCGACGAGACGGUCCAGGUCUCGCUGUACAACGGGCCCAAGGCCUUCGUCGUCACGGGCAACCCCAAGGACCUCGUCGGCCUCGCCGACGGCCUGCGCAAGAUCCGGGCGCCCGUCGGCAAGGACCAGUCCAAGGUGCCCCACUCGAAGCGCCUCCCCGUCUUCUCGAUGCGGUUCCUCGCCAUCAACGUCCCGUACCACUCGACGCUCCUUUCCGGCGCGACCGACAAGGCGCUCGCCGCCCUCGCCGAUGCCGACGGCGCGUUCUGGGCGCCGUCGUCGCUCACGUGCGCCGUGUACAACACCGAGGACGGCUCGGACAUGCGCGCCGCGUCGGCGCCGUCGCUCCUCGAGUCGGUGUUCACCCAGAUCUUUACGUCGCCGAUCUACUGGGCGUCCAAGGCGACCAACUUCCCGGCGUCGGCGACGCACGCGAUCGACUUUGGCACGGGCGGCGCGAGCGGCAUCGGCAGCCUGUGCAUGCGCAACUGGGAGGGCCGCGGCAUCCGCACCGUCAUGCUCGGCAACCGCGCGACGGGCGUCGGCGCCGGCAAGGAGGCGUGGGGCAGCGUCGUCCCCGUCGAGCACAAGUGGGACGACAAGUUCCACCCGCGCCUCGUGCGCACGAGCGACGGCAAGGUGCACCUCGACACGCCCUUCUCGCGCCUCCUGUCCAAGCCGCCCCUCAUGGUCGGCGGCAUGACGCCGACGACGGUCAAGGCCGGCUUCGUGUCGGCCGUCCUCAAGGCCGGCUACCACGUCGAGCUCGCCGGCGGCGGGCACUACAACGAGAAGGCGGUGCGCGCCAAGGUGGCCGAGAUCCAGAAGCUCGUCGACCAGCCCGGCAUCGGCCUCACGCUCAACUGCCUGUACAUCAACCAGCGCCAGUGGACGUUCCAGAACCCGCUGUGGCAGCAGAUGAAGAAGGAGGGCGAGCCGAUCGAGGGCCUGUGCGUCGCCGCCGGCAUCCCCUCGACCGAGAAGGCCAAGGAGAUCAUCGACGGCCUGCGCGACGCCGGCAUCAAGCACGUCUCGUUCAAGCCCGGCUCGGUCGACGGCAUCCGCCAGGUCGUCAACAUCGCGUCGAGCAACCCGGACUUCCCCAUCAUCCUCCAGUGGACCGGCGGGCGCGCCGGCGGCCACCACUCGUGCGAGGACUUCCACGCGCCGAUCCUCGCCACGUACGCCUCGAUCCGCCAGCACCCCAACAUCCGCCUCGUCGCCGGCUCUGGGUUCGGCGACGCCAAGGGCUGCUACCCGUACCUGUCGGGCCAGUGGUCCGAGGAGCUGUACGGCGUCGCGCGCAUGCCGUUCGACGGCUUCAUGUUUGCGUCGUGGGUCAUGGUCGCCAAGGAGGCGCACACGAGCGAGAGCGUCAAGCAGCUCAUCGUCGACGCGCCCGGCGUCGACGACGACAAGUGGGAGGCGACGUACGACAAGCCGACCGGCGGCAUCCUCACCGUCAACUCGGAGCUCGGCGAGCCCAUCCACAAGGUCGCCACUCGCGGCGUCAAGCUCUGGGCCGAGUUCGACAAGAAGGUCUUCUCGCUCACCAAGGAGAAGCAGGUCGCGUGGCUCGCCGACAACAAGCAGUACGUCAUCGACCGCCUCAACGCCGACUUCCAGAAGCCGUGGUUCCCGGCUAAGGCCGACGGCUCGUCGUGCGACCUCGCCGAGAUGACCUACGCCGAGGUCAACGCGCGCCUGGUGCGCCUCAUGUACGUCGCGCACGAGAAGCGCUGGAUCGACCCGUCGCUGCGCAACCUCACGGGCGACUGGAUCCGCCGCGUCGAGGAGCGCCUCAGCAACGUCAACGACUCGAACGUCAAGGUCUCGGUCCUCCAGAGCUACUCGGAGCUCAACGACCCGCACGCGUUCCUCGACAAGUUCCUUGAGGCGUUCCCGGCCGCCAAGGACCAGAUCCUCGCCUCGGCCGACGUCGCCUACUUCCUCGCCAUCUCGCAACGCCCCGGUCAGAAGCCCGUCCCGUUCAUCCCGGUUCUCGACGCGAGUUUCGGCAUCUGGUUCAAGAAGGACUCGCUGUGGCAGGCCGAGGACAUCGAGGCCGUCUUCGACCAGGACCCGCAGCGUGUCUGCAUCCUCCAGGGCCCGGUCGCCGUCAAGCACUGCACGUCGACGCAGAUCCCGAUCGCGACCAUGCUCGGCGAGAUCCAGGACGAGCUCGUCGAGCGCGUCCUCGCCGACUACUACGGCGGCGACGCGACCAAGGUCCCCGAGAUCGACUACCUCGCGCCGCAGCCCAAGCCGGUCGACCCGGUCUCGUUCGCCGCCGAGCACAACGUCGCGCACGCCGUCGAGGACCUCGCCGACGGCGCCAAGAAGCACGUCUUCUCGAUCAACGGCGUCCUCCCGCCGACGGGCGAGUGGCUCAACGCGCUCGCCGGCCCCAAGCUCGGCUGGCUCCAGGCCUUCCUCAGCAACGUGUCGAUCCAGGCCGGCGAGACGUCGGUGCCCAACCCCGUCAAGCGCGUGCUGGCACCGCGCCACGGACAGCGCGUCGAGCUCACGCUCCGCGCCGACGGCCAGCCGCUCAAGCUCGACGUCUUCUCGGCGAUCCAGUGAGCGGCACGUCGGCGUCGUCCACCUGGCCCUGCCUCGUCCUUCUCUCGUUCCUCCUCCUCCUCGUCGUCGUCGUCGCGUCCCCGUUCUCGGUUCUCUUCUCCCUUAGACCCCUCCAGGCUUUCCUCCUCUUUGUCUCGCACCCGCCUGAAUCUGUCCCCCCCUCGCUCUCUCCCUCCUCUCUUCCUCGUCGUCGCCGCCGAGCGGCACCUCGACUCGUCCUUCCCUCCCUCCCCCUUUGUCCGCUCCUCGUCCUCGUUCUGGUUCCCCUCUCUCUCUCCUUCGCAACCUCUUCUUCCGGUCUCUCGCUCUCUUAGGUCCUCCUCGUCAGUGCAUAGAGACUCUUUCUCACGAGCAACGUGUU